UUCAGAUUCGGCACCGCGGGGAAAUAGGCGCUUGAAAGAGUUUGGAAACAUAGAGAUCAAAACAGAAUUACAAGAUAGAGAGAUACAGUGCCGAAAAACGGAGAACGAAGGAACUAGACUAGCUUCACCGCCAUUUCCAAAACUCUCCGGAUGCUCUCUUUUAAUUUCGUUCAGUAACAAUCCGGACGAACAAAACCUGUGAGUAACCAUGUCUUGGUUGUUUAAGUCUUUUCAAGCAAGCGAUGAUGAUAUACCCGCCGAGUCUCCGUUGAACAGUUCGUUGUCGUCGUCGGAAGGCGUCCAUUUCACCACUGCCGAUCCUUCUGUUAAGGACGACUUCACCGCGCUUGGUGAGACGCUGAGCCGUCAGCUACGUGGCCUCGCCAACUUUCUCUCUUCACAACCAUCGCCAGCGGUGAUUGUUGCUGCUGAUUCUUCCGAAUCGAGUUCAGAUUCUUCGUCGCUUUCUCAAAAGCUUCAAGGAAUUCGUAAUGAUCUCGCAGAGAUAAACGGUGGCUUGAGAAAUGGCUUCUCGAUGCUCUCUGUUCGUAGCAACAAGGCUGUUGGAGAGAUUUGUAGGUUUGCUUCUAACUUGCUGCAAUUUCAGAGUCGUUCUGCUGAUGAUGAAGAAGAUGAGGAAUUCGAAGACGAGUGUGUUGAUGAUACGCCAGGAAUUACGGAUGAGGUUUUAAAUUUUGUUAACGACAUUUCUUUGCGGCCAGAGUACUGGACCGACUUUCCCUUGGCGCUUGUUGAUACAGAUUUUAAAAUGUCUGACGUUCAAAGCAUACACACUUCAACUGUUGAGCAAUUGAUUCCAAAUAUCUCAGCUCUUAAAAUACAGCUUCAGAGUUCCAUGAGCAAUGAACGUUUCUGGAUGAUUUAUUUUAUAUUGUUGCUUCCAAGAUUCAACAAAGAUGAUUUUGAGCUUUUAGAAACCCCUGAGAUUAUCGAAGCAAGAAACCUACUUCUGGAUAAAUUUCAAAGAAAAGAGAAAUCACAGGUGAACUCUGAGGAUACUUGUGAUAACAACAAUUUAGUUUGUGGCACUCAAAUGGGAAAUAUGCCGUCUGAGGAAAAGGAAAACUCGACUCAAACCAUUGAGGGAGGCGAAGGAUUGGGAAUUAUGGAUGGAGAGGAAGAGAAUACCAAUCACCAGUUGAAAAUGGCAGAUUCAAAAACUUCUGCGGAUGUCAAAGAAAGGAGUGGUCUUGAAGGUACAAUAUCAUUUAGUGAAAUAGAGGAUUAUGGGACCGAUUUGUCUGGAAAGUUCUCUGUAAUAACCCCCCCAAGGACUUCUUCAUCAACCGAAUCCAGUGAUUGGGUUCAUCUGCAUGAAAAUGCAGGCUCAAAGCUGGAUCAGCAGCAGCAGAGGACAUGGAAGCAGGACACAGAAUCAGACGGUGGGGAUUCAAGUGAUUGGUUUAAUGUGGAUGAAUUUGACUAAAAAGGUGGACGUAACCUCGUAUUUCCCCAACCUCAACCCCCACUAUUUUUUCCCCCAAAAAGUUCGAGUUUAAUAAAAACGAAAAAACCCUUAGUUUUCCCUCUAGAGUAGAGUAGUUUCAAAGGAAUAGGUCUUAUUUAUCUUCCACUUAGUUUCUUUAUAGGAUAAAUUUUGUGCAUAUGUUUUCUUCAUAAGGUGUUGAGAUUCUAGUUGAGAAUUUCACUCAUUGUUAUUCCCUCAAUCGAACAUUCCAAACUAAUUCUCUAGAUGAGGUCUCUCAUUUACGUUUUGGUUU
This is a messenger RNA of Cucurbita maxima (winter squash), 1742 nucleotides long. RefSeq lists its product as uncharacterized. The transcript is spliced from 3 exons. The record is from RefSeq and is a predicted model, not a curated record. NCBI's taxonomy places the organism in Eukaryota, Viridiplantae, Streptophyta, Magnoliopsida, Cucurbitales, Cucurbitaceae. Bases 209 to 1447 code for a protein of 412 amino acids.